Messenger RNA from Musa acuminata AAA Group (dessert banana), 823 nucleotides. RefSeq names its product transmembrane emp24 domain-containing protein p24delta4. NCBI's taxonomy places the organism in Eukaryota, Viridiplantae, Streptophyta, Magnoliopsida, Zingiberales, Musaceae. Bases 56 to 706 code for a protein of 216 amino acids. The transcript has 4 exons. Gene Ontology annotation, biological process: intracellular protein transport; endoplasmic reticulum to Golgi vesicle-mediated transport; Golgi organization. The record is from RefSeq and is a predicted model, not a curated record. Gene Ontology annotation, cellular component: endoplasmic reticulum; endoplasmic reticulum-Golgi intermediate compartment; Golgi apparatus.
CUGCUUUUAAGACAAGAAAGGGGAGAAGCUGAGUUGGGGGAGAAGGGAGGUCGAGAUGAGGCGGCGCAGCGCGGUGCUCCUGCGGCUCGCCGUGCUGCUGCCGCUGCUACUGCUGACGGUGGCGCCGGGGGCGGCCGGGGUGUGGCUGAACCUGCCGGCUUCCGGCACCAAGUGCGUCUCGGAGGAGAUACAACCCAACGUGGUGGUGCUCGCCGACUACGCCGUCGUCCAUGAGGGCCACGCCGAGGGUGGCCUCCCCACCAUCGCCGCCAAGGUCACAUCACCUUAUGGAAAUACGCUUCAUCACAAAGAACAUGUUACAGCAGGUCAGUUUGCGUUCACAACUACUGAGGCUGGCAACUACCUGGCUUGUUUCUGGAUAGAUAGCGGUGACAAAGGAGUAGACACGAGUGUUAGCCUUGACUGGAAGGUUGGAAUUGCAGCAAAGGACUGGGAUUCUGUUGCGAAAAAAGAAAAGAUUGAGGGUGUCGAGCUAGAGCUGACAAAAUUAGAAGCAGCUGUGCAGGCAAUCCAUGAGAAUUUGCUUUAUCUCAAGUCCAGGGAAGCUGAGAUGAGGGAGGUGAGCGAGCGGACCAACGCAAGGGUUGCAUGGUUUAGUAUCAUGUCCCUUGGGGUUUGCAUUGUAGUCUCUAUCUUGCAGUUGUGGCACCUGAAGAGUUACUUCCAGAAAAAGAAACUUAUCUAGGUUAUGUUUGUGUACUCUUACUCUGCAAUUCUUAUCAAGAUAUGGAUGGACUUCAAACAAUGCUGUCUAAUAUGGAUUACAACUUAGUUUUGCAGCAAAGUGACAACAUUUCGAGUA